AUGGGCCCCUGUACCGCCUCCUCAUGCUGCUGCCAGGCCCGUAAUCUGCCAUGGGCCCCUGUACCGCCUCCUCAUGCUGCUGCCAGGCCCGUAAUCUGCCAUGGGCCCCUGUACCGCCUCCUCAUGCUGCUGCCAGGUCCAGAGUCUCUCAUGGGUCCCUGUACGGCCUCCCAUUGCUGCUGUCUCCAUCGCCACACUCUGCCAUGUGCCACUUUCAGGUCUCCUCACACUGCUGGUGUGUUCAUUUUUUGUCAUAGGGUGCUGGCAGAUUACGGGCCUCCCAUUGCUGCUGCCAGGCCCGUAAUCUGCCAUGGGCCCCUGUACCGCCUCCUCAUGCUGCUGCCAGGUCCAGAGUCUCUCAUGGGUCCCUGUACGGCCUCCCAUUGCUGCUGUCUCCAUCGCCACACUCUGCCUGCCAUGUGCCACUUUCAGGUCUCCUCACACUGCUGGUGUGUUCCAUUUUUUGUCAUAGGGUGC
Messenger RNA from Staurois parvus, 477 nucleotides. Lineage: Eukaryota; Metazoa; Chordata; Amphibia; Anura; Ranidae. The record is from the annotation of a GenBank genome assembly.